Pecten maximus is the source of this 8608-nucleotide messenger RNA. RefSeq names its product heparan-sulfate 6-O-sulfotransferase 1-like. Gene Ontology annotation, cellular component: membrane. NCBI's taxonomy places the organism in Eukaryota, Metazoa, Mollusca, Bivalvia, Pectinida, Pectinidae. The record is from RefSeq and is a predicted model, not a curated record. Gene Ontology annotation, molecular function: heparan sulfate 6-sulfotransferase activity. Bases 178 to 1299 code for a protein of 373 amino acids. The transcript is spliced from 2 exons.
GACAUCGAACAAAUAAUGAAAAUGGCGACCUCCGUGUUUUGUCUGUGACAGACUACUGGGAAUUGGAAGAGGAUUUGACGAAAAAUGAACCCUUGAUUCAAUAUGUGAUAAACACUACACUUUAAUUGAAUGGAAAAGUCGUAACCUAUACAUGAUUAUUGAUAGAACCAUGUCAAAAUGUUUAGAAGGGGAUGGCGAGCCUACCUUGUUGUGGUAAUUUUUGUUGUCCUGACAAUUUUGUACAUGGGAUACAUUUGUCAAAAUAACUUUUGCUCUUUCUCAUCAACUCGCCGUAAUGACGAAAGAGAAUCGGACGGUAAAUUUUCUGAUAUUUCAAAAUUAGUACCCGAUACAUUUUCACCUCAGAUCGUUGAUAGAGAGUACCAAUUAGAUUUGGAUGAUGAAGACGUCUUGGUAUUUUUGCAUAUCCAGAAAACAGGUGGUACCACAUUCGGUCGACAUUUAGUGAAAAACUUGGACGUUGGCAAACCAUGUGUUUGCCGGAAGACGAUGAAAAAGUGUGAGUGUUUAACUCGCAAGAAAACACUGUGGCUGUUCAGUCGUUAUUCUACAGGCUGGGCAUGUGGUCUGCAUGCAGACUGGACAGAGCUGAAGAAUUGUGUGGACACGGCCAUGGACAAGCAGGAAGGACUACACAGAGAAAGAAGGUACCACUAUAUCACAAUUCUUCGGGAUCCUGUUGGACGUUAUUUGAGUGAGUUUAAACAUGUGCAACGAGGUGCUACCUGGAAAACAGCACGUCUGUUUUGUAAUGGUCGUCAGGCCACUCUGGAAGAGGUACCAUUUUGUUACGAGGGAGAAACUUGGGAAAAUGUCAAUCUUGGCAGUUUCCUUGACUGUAAAUACAAUCUAGCUAACAAUCGACAAACGCGAAUGUUGGCCAACCUUAGUAAGAUCAAUUGUUACAAUAAGACUGGUCUCACUGAUGAAGAGCGGGACCAAAAAAUGUUAGAAAGCGCUAUUGAGAAUCUGCAAAACUUUUCUUUUUUUGGACUUACAGAGUUUCAACGAGAUACUCAGCAGUUGUUUGAACAUACUUUCAAUCUUAAGUUUAUUGAGGACUUUGAACAACACAAUGCCACACACAGGAAAAGGCUCCCUCCGACUGAAGAAAUCAUGGCUAAAAUUAAGCUCUACAACAACCUGGAUAUGCAGCUUUAUCAGUUUGCCCGGGAGUUGUUUCAGCGCCGUGUCGAAAAAAUGAAGGAUGAUCUUCGGGAGGAAAUUGAGGAUAGUACAAACGAGAAGGAAAUUAUGGCAUUUUCUGGAAACACGUGAAUUUGAUUAAUUUUUUUUUUUUUUAUGGUAGAGUAUGAUUGAUUAUGAUAUCUGGAAGUUUUUUUGAAAGAUUACAUGUAGUCAUUGACUGCUGAUAUACCGAUGAAUUUCAUUAAAGGUUUUUUAAAAUGGAAUAUUAGCAGGUUUCUUAGGAAAUUUAACCAUUUUUGUAUAUCUAUAUAUUAUACACAUAAAAAAUUAUCAUAUCAUUGAAGAUUGAAGAGAAUUUCCUUCAUUAAAAUUCAAAAUACAGGUAUUAUAGUUCUGUUUGAGACCAUAUACAUACAUGUAUUUUGUGCGAUUUUAUAGGGUUAAGAAAUUUAAAAGGAUAUAUGCAUGUAUGAUAAUUAAAGAAUGCAUGAAUAAAAAUUAUAAUGUACUUAAAUGUUAUGAUUUAUGGAUGAAAAGUUGAUCCAUGUGCCAAAUUAACAUCACAGAAAUAACAUCUGAAAAAAAUUGAUAUAUAUUAUAUUAAGACAGUUUUUUUUUAAUUUUCCCAAUUUCAACCUAUUUUUCUAUAUAUAGCAAACGUGUGAAAAAUAUUGAAAAUAUAUCAGAAAAAAUGACUGCAAAAUUUUCUUUUCAAUAAAGCUUGAAUUGUCAAUAUGAUAUUGAAAAGUGAUGAGGUUGUAUACUGAACAAGUUUAUAUUUUUGAAAUGUGAUUAAAAUCUGAAGUUUGAGUAGAAAGAGACUUGAUCUAAGAGAACUGUCGUUCGACAGAUGAGUGUAUCAAAUACUGCAUGACUUGUCACAAAUUUGACGCAAGGUGUACAUAUUAUUAAUAUACAAUUAGAAAUAAUUGUAAACUCACUAAAGUGGGUAAUGUAUUUUUGUAUAAUGCUAUCUGUAUAGAAAUCAUUGAAACCCGUCUAUACCUUGAAUUGUGUACACAAACAAAAUAUUUUCUCAGAAAUUUUAUGUCCACAUGUACAAGUAUAAAAGGCUGUUUAUCAUGUACAUGUAUGAAUUAUUGUAUAUCCGGCAAUAGACCCAUGUCUGGUAAUAAGCCCAUCAAUUUCUUCUGAAGUUGAAGCGGUAGGGUGGCACAGUGGUAACACACUUGCCUUUCAUCUAGAUGGCUGGGGUUUGAUUCCCCUAUUGGACAUGAGAAGGUAUGGAGUCACCUUCGAUUUUCCCAACCACAUGGGAUUUUUCCGGGUGCUCCAGUUUCCUCCCCCUCACGCGCUUCCAUCCAUGUAAAAAAAAAGUGAUUAAUAUAAGUUUAUAUCACUUACUUAACAAUUGUAAAAUAAAGUUUAUAUAUUACAUAUUGCAAUUCAGUAAACACACAAGCAAAAUUAGUCCAACCCUUCCCCUGAGUCAGUGAAUAUGUGUUUCCUCCGGCUUACUGCAGAAUAAAUGUGUUAUGUGAAAUCGUUGAUAAAAACAUAAAGUCAUAUGUUGGUAGAAUGCAUGAUUCUGUUUCUGAGAUUACAUAUAAAUGUUGAUUUGUUUUGAAUGAUACAUAUAUAUACCAAUACAUCUCUUUGAUACCUAUAUAUAUAUAUAUAUAUAUAUAUAUAUGUAUGUCUAGAUCUACUGUGCAGGGUUCUUAGGUAAGCAUAUACUGAUAAUGAUGACAUGAAGUACAUCAGAAUUCUAAAAGGAAUUGAUUGUUUUAUUGGCUAUACAGUAUUAAUGAUCUAUACUUGAAAUAUCUAAAAAAAAAUUAUUGUGCACAUAUUUGACUUUAGAUUAAUUCUCUAUACAAAAUAUACUGUGAACGUUCUUAUUUUGACGCACUCAGUUUUAGCACAUAACCGAAUUUAAACAGAUGAUGAAUUGGCGCAAACACAAUACUUAAUGUAGAAUCGAAGGUGAUGAUAUACAGAAACUGUAAUUAGUGCAGUUAUAAUUAAGCGGAAUGAUUUCAGUGUGAAAAUUGCCAAAAUAAGAUUACCGCAAAAAUAUGUACAUUGACAGUAUGAUCUAAAAUAUAGUUUAUAAAAAUGGGGUCACUUUAUAGCAUGUUUAAACAUAUAUUAUACAUUAACUUUUAAUCACAUAUUUUAUAUCUAUCUGUAUACAUACUGUAAAACAACUUAUUUUCACAUGCAAUUGAUUUUCUCGUAUUUUGCAGGCACUUAAAAUUUACUAAAAUGAAUCAUUGCAAAGUAGUCUCAAUAACAAGUGCGGUAUAGGCUUUUUAUGAGUAAAUUGAAAAAAUUGAAUCAUCAUUAGUCAUACAGCAUGAAAAUGCAAAAUUAUUUGCCACAGAAUAAGUUGGUUAGCGUUCUAAUCAUAUUAAUUUACAAGGGGUACUGGGUACCAAAGAUAAUAGAUUCAAGUAGCUUGAAAAAUAUAUUUGGGCAUUUUUUUUUUUUUUUUUAUAUCCUUUUUCCUUUUCUUUCUUUCUUUUUCUUACAAGUAUGAUUUCUAUGAAUAAAAAUUAGUUUGAAACUUUGGGACAAUCAUCAAAAUAAUUGAAAGAGAAAGAAACCCUGUGUUUGUUCUGUGUUAAUGCAGUACAUGAACUUGCAUGUAUGUUCAUUUUUAGAUCACCUAAUCAUGAGACAAAGUCUCAAGUGACCUUAUUCUUAUUGCCUUUCGUCUGUUUGUAAACAAUUUACAUCUUUAACUUAACCUUUAUUCAAGGUCAAAGGGUUCAAAUAGGCAAAAAGAAAAAAAAACUUUUCACUAAGCAAGAGACCUGAUAUUGGGCUAGUAGCAUUCUGGGUUGAACGACAGUGACCACAAAUUCAAGGUCACAGGAACCAAAUCUGCCAAAAUAUUUCAAAACUCAGGUGACCGUUAAAGCCAAUGGGCCUUUUUAAGCUUGUUUUUAAUUAAAGAUUAGAUAUGUUUUCAAAUUCUUAUACAUAUAAACACACAUGUACAUACAUGUACCUAAAUAUUGCAUGCAUGUUUUAAUGAAGAUGUACUAUACGUAAAUAAGGUUGUUUACCUUUGUUGCAUAAUUACUAUAAGUUUUCAAGAAGAUUAUUGAUAUUUGGCGAAAACUAUAUAAAUUCUCCACAGUUAAGGUUGUAAAUAACAUUUGGCUGUUAUUAUACAUUCUGAUCUACCAGAGUUGCUUCCCUUGGUUUCACUCUUGACAGUUGAUGGUACAUGUAUAUAGAGAUAAACUUGACAGUCGAUUAAGACUGUGGCAUAAUAUACAUCUUAUCAUUAUGUUACAAGACACAGGUGUAUAGAUGUUGUUUAUAUAUUUUUGAGUGUUAAAAACAUAAAUAAAUCCUGAGGUUAUCAUUUUUCAGAGAUAAAAUCUUCAUACACUUAAUCUUUACAAUACAUCACAAAAACCAGGUAUGCUUUGUCUUUUCAAAGUGCAUUGUUGUUUCGAUUUCUUUAUCCAUGAAUUGAUACAGCUAUUUGCUCACAAGGUCUGCUUCAAAAGCAAUGGAUUCUUCAUCCUUGCACAUGUACAUGGAACAUUGAAUUAGAUUAUCUAAUUUUUAGUUUACAAGCAAUUGAAAUAUGUUGGUGACACAUGGAUGUAAGCAGUAUUAUAUAGACAGAAAUUAAACAGUGAGUAUUUCUGUACUGCAUGAUAUUUUUAUGACAUGGAUAUACAUGUAUAGUUUGUUUAAAAAUAUCCUUUUGAUGUCCCGUUUCAAUUGGUAGUGCUUAUAGUCUUAGGAAUUUGAUUUUAAUCAAAUUUGAGGCAAGGAACAUUUGUGCGAAAAUCAAAUUAACUAUUUAAUUUUAUUUCCUUAUGAAAUCAUGACACAUGCUAUAAUCCAUAUUAGAAUAUAGUAACUAUCUGUUGAAGUUAAGUUUGAUAUGUGAAAUCCAUAAAUGACCAAAGAAUUACACAUGUAAGUGGGAUGUCUGGUUACCUCCCUUUUCCAGGAGAGCUCAGGUUUUUUUUAAAAUAUGUCGGGAGGAACUGCAGAACUUAGCCAUAACUUAGAGUAGCUGUGUUAUAUAAAGCUUUGAUAUUUCUUCAUUUUAAAGGUGCAUUUUCUUAUCCUCGAAACCAAAGGAACUUGUUACAUUUUCAAACAAUUUUUAGGGCUGGAUGCUGAAUGGUUGCUAAUUAGUGCUGUCACUUUCAUACUUUAGACAAUUUGCACUCAUUUUAGCAGUUAACUCUCUUUCAAACCGAUGUGCAUGUCAAUGUAUUCUUGCACAUUGCUGUACUGACCUAUAACUGCAAAUAGGGAAAAAUCAAUAGUACUUGUGACAAUACUGGGUUUCAAUAAUGUAUUGUAGAUCAAAACAAAUUGUUAAAAGUUUAUAAAAUUUUGAUGUUGCUAAAUUUUUGUUGUACUGUUAUCAAAUGUUCAAAAGCGUUAUAGCUGGUGUUUAAGAGACAAAGUUCAAUUGUUUCUUAAGACAAACAAAAAUGUGUUAUCUUUGAAAUGAAAUUUUUUGAUGGCAUGAGUUGCCUAUCGUAGUUUCUUUUAAACGGUGAAUGCAAAUUAUAUGUAUUUUAUGUGAAAUGCUAAUAUGAAAGAUAACUAGGAAAAUAUUAGUUAUAUCUGCAUAAUUGGAUGAUAUUUAUUUAAUUUGUUUUUGUUGGAAGAUGAUCUGAUGUUAUCUGCAUCGUUAAUGCUGCAAAAUCAAAAACUCAUUAUAAGUACUUACAAUCAGAAUCACUGUAAAUAAUUGAAUAUACAUGUAGUAACUGCCAUUUUGCAAAACAAGUCUUCAGGUAUUAUAAAAUCUAUUAAAUCUUAUCUGUGUACUGUAGAUUUGGUUUCACGAAUGACAUAAUAUUUAUUGCAAUAUAGCUUAUCAUUAAUGACCUAAGUCGCAAAUGUACAAUGACGAUCUGUAUUUUAAUCAGAUUGUAUUCAUUGUGGUACUGAUGUAAUGAGCAGAAAGAGACAAUAGGUAUUGAGAAGUGAUUAACUACAGGUUAAUUUAGAAACAUGUACAAUAUAGGCAUUAUUGAUAUAUAGAACUCAUGCUUACAGAACUAGUCUUCCAUACCACAGGGGCUUGGCACAGCUUUCCAUCCCUCUGUCCAUAUUAUAUGCAUAUAAAGCACGUAAUAUGGACUGUGGGUCAAUAAUUCAAGGCCCUGUGUUCAGUACUAAUCCGGGUACAAGUAUGAUGAUAAGUACCUGAUUCUUUUUUAGUAAUUUAAAUGUCUUACAAAAAAUUCUUUGCAAAUUUAAAAGAAAGUUUUUUUUGUUUUGUUUUUUUUUGCAAAUUUAAUAGAAAGUUGUUUUUUUUUUUUUUUUUUUGUAAAUAACACUCUUCCUAUUGAUAAACAACAGUUUGAAGAAUAUACCAUACUGACUAAUUAGGGAAAACAAAUUAAAAAAAAAAGUUGGACAUUUGCUUUAGGUCAUUUCAGGUAAAUUUAUUAAUUUAUCUAAAGUGAACAUAUUACUUGGUAAUGAUCUGUACCACAUUGAAAAAUUUCAACUCGCCGUUUCAGAAAUCAUUUUUGAGGAUAAGGUGUUUUGGGAGCAAAAGAACAAAUUAUUUAUUGCAGAUCUAGAACAGUUCUAUAAUUAAUUAUUCAUUUUCCAGUAAAUAGGUCAAAUCAUUAGUGUGUACAUACAUGUACCCCAUACAUUUGCUGUUCCAUGAUCACCAAAACGUUUGCAUCUUUGAUGGAGGAGUGAACUCGUAAAGGUCUGAAUAACUAUAUAUGUCAAAUGUUCCACAGAUCUGACCACUGUUUCAUCGAUAUUUCUUUAAUUUCAUUUAAUGAAAUUCAUAGCUUAGAAUGUUCUAUAGGAAAGCAUGCAUAUGCAUUCUAUAAUUAAAAGGAAUUUCCUAUACUUCAUUUUUAUGGAGGCGUUUACGCCUGCCAUAUUGCGAUCACCUACGAAUCGUGAUGUCACAUUCUCUCGCUUUCGUUUUCAUUAUAUUUCCUUUCACAGUUCAUUUUGCGGUUUCUUUCGGUUCAUAUAUGAUGUAGUUGAACUACAUUUCUUAUCCAAUAAUAAUUUUCUGUGAAAAAAAAGUUAUGGAUUUUCCUUUUAGUUAAGUAAUGUUGAUGAAACGGAGAUUGGAUAAAAGUUGAAAAUCUAAUCAAAAUUGUUGGAAAUAAACUUGUUAAAGAUUGUAAUGUUAAGUAGGUUGUUUAAGUUUGACUUUAUAUUGUUUUCAGACAAUUCUUAAAUCUAUGGACGCAGGUUGUUAUGUACAUGUACAUGAUGUACCGUCAUCAAAGCCUUGCUGCUUCACAUUGUGUUUUUAAUUGUUUCAAUAAAACCUGGGAAUUUUGUGUGUGUGUGUAUACAUAAUUGACCUGGUUGUUUUGGUAACAGAGGAAUCAUUUUCCUAUAGAGAUUUAUUUCUAAACAGAUAGAAUUUAGGUUUUGGGAGGGGGUGUGAUAUUAUUGAUACGAACAUAUUAUAAUUUUCUGAAAAUUUAGAGUAUCAUUUGUGUGGUUGUCCCAAUGUGUGUCUGAGGUGUAACUGUUCAGUUAUAUGGGGAUAAGCAGUAAGCAUGUCCCUGCUCAGGUUAAUGUCAAAAUAUUCGUCGGUAUGCAUGUCAAAUCAGAUUGUCUAGAAGAUGAACAAUGAGAUUGUUACAUAGUGUGUGCCCUGGCUGAGCCAGCAGUUCUAUCCAUUAUAGGGAAGUUGUCAUUUUAUUGUAAUUAAAGUAUGAUUAUAUUAUCAUUCUACCAGGUAAAUUUUAUAAUACUCCUUAUGUAAAAGCAAACAAAUUCUGACUUUCCAUCUCGAUCACACUGUAUCACUGAGAGAGAUUUUUCUGAUAAACAUUUCGUUUUUUGAAAUUUGCCAAAUUUUCUCAUAAUUCAAAGAUGAAUUGAUUCACAAAUUACUCUACAUGCCUGUGUAUUCCAUUCAUGAUUCAAUGAUGUUGUUGAUAAGCUCAACCGUGAUGAUUAUAAACUAUACUAGUAUACUAGUAUAUAUAUAACUAUGAAUGAGUGGAUAUGUUUUAGUAUGAGAGCGUUUGUUUGUUUGUUUGCUUGGUUUAUCGUCCCUUGAAAAGCCAGCGUCAUUUUGAGGUGGGGGUCUCCUUGGUGACUACCUCACUUAACAACAAACAGAAGGCCCGUCACAUGCCCAUCCAGGGCAAUUUAGGUAAAGAGUCUUGCCCUUGGACACAACCACGCCAGCACAGACCGGCCUUUUUUCUUAGCUUCUUUAGAAACACUUACUGGCACGGGUAGGGAGCAUUGAACCACACACCUUGGAUCAUCACUUGAAAUUACCUGGUCAGCGCUCUAACCAAUUGAUAUGAGAGAGAGAGGGAGCAUACACAUGCCCCAAUGUAUCAUCCCGUUUAUCUGUUAAACAAGUAGUAAGCUUUUUGUGCACAAAUGUAUUAUCUUAUAGAUAAUGAACCAUGUUUAUUUUUUCUCUUUCAUAAAACUGGGAAAUAAAAUUCAAAAUGAACAUAUCUUAAAA